Messenger RNA from Argiope bruennichi, 4990 nucleotides. RefSeq lists its product as uncharacterized. NCBI's taxonomy places the organism in Eukaryota, Metazoa, Arthropoda, Arachnida, Araneae, Araneidae. The transcript has 3 exons. Bases 322 to 2148 code for a protein of 608 amino acids. The record is from RefSeq and is a predicted model, not a curated record.
UGCUCCGCUGUCGGAAAAGAAAACAGUUGACAGAUCCGAGGAAUCGAAGCUACCCGAAUCGCAGCAAGGCAGGUCAGAAAAAGCAACCGGUAUCUGGCCCGAGGCCUGAGAAUGUCCUACAGAUAUUUGGGCUGCUGUGCCAUGGAUCUUGCCAUUUGUGCCUGAGCUCGCGACUUGGAUGUGUUGCCUAUCGCAGAAGGUCAAGGCCAAGCAGUGUGCUAACUACAGUCCCAAGCGGAAAUGUGUUAACGGUAAUUGAAUUAUACAGCCUGAACAUUGAAUUUUGAAGAAAUAAUUAUUGCUUCAAUUGAUCAAAUCAAAAUGUUUUCAAUUAAAUUUUUUCCAAACAUGCUUUAUCUUAUUUUGCUACUGCAAUAUAAUAGCUACAUAUUACAAGACUGUGCAGCUGCCGAGACAGGCAGUAUUGCAGAUAAAGCUAUUGUGACUUCAGUUUCCAGUCCUAUUUUGAAACAUUUGCUAAAAACUGAAAUUUUAGAUUCAAAUUCAAGAACAGUAGAAAAUGUUCAUGGAUCAGAAAUGCAUAACAAAGAGCUAGAAAACCUUAUUUAUAAACUUCACAAACAUUUGGAACUUAAACAGGAAGAGAAAGUUUUAAAUGAUAACUUUAAUAUUGAUGUUCUUGAAAUGAAGCGGAAUAGUCAUAAGGAAGGUGUUGAUUUUAAAAGCAUUAAAGCUGAUUUAUCCAAAUUAAUAGCUGCUAAACUUGCAAAUGCUUUUAAAAAGCAGUUGCAAUUCAUGUUUGCUAAAACUUUUCCAAAAUAUAGUAUAAAAUCGAACUCUUCUAAAUUUGAUUCAGAUAUGACAUCUGAAUCAAAUGAUACUCAUUCUAUGAAUGUUCCAAAUAGUUCUGCCAGUAUAUCGGAUGAAAUAUCAAGCAGUGUCUCAAAACCAGAAAUUCCUACCGCAAGACAGUUUGUGUUCCACCCAUACUUACCAUAUGGUAAAGAUGUAGUACCUGAUGAAAAAAUAUCUAUUGAAGAUGUACUUCCGGUUAAAAUGGUUAAAUUUUUCAAAAGCAUGGUAGAAGAUGCCCCAUGGGAACAGAUGUUCAUGAAAAUGGUUCGGAUGAUAGUUGAUCAAUUCGUAGACAAAAUAAUUGAAAAGAUGUUUGCUCACAAAGAGGACCACGAUGAGUGGAGAUCAACUGAUGGUGGUUCGGCAAAACCAACUUGGUCUUUGGCCAAGAAUGUUUUAACUUACGUGGUAAGAUCACGAAGAUCAACUGAAGGAAAAGCAAAAUCAGAUCACGUUCAAGAUUGGAUUGAAAAAGAUCCACCCUCUGCAAAUCGAGUUUCGAAAGAGGAUCGCGCAAAGACGAAAGAACCAACAGAGGAAGAAUCAUGGCUUGAUUCCGUCUUAGAUUACCUAUUUCCAGAUGAUCCAAAAGCUGGUGACUCUGAGAAAGAUGAGAGAAAGAGAAGAGAUACAGAUAAGCCAUUGCAAGAUACCUAUGAUCAGGUAUCUGGAAUAAUGCGUAGCUUCCUUGGCAGGUAUCUGAAAUUUCAACCAGAGCAGCUGGCGCCAGAGAGUAUAAAUGGAGUAUUAAAAGAGUCCAUUCGGCAUAAGAUGUUUGACAUUUUUUCUCAAGACAAUUCUAAGCUAGAAAACUCAAAAUUAUCAAUUGGUGCAAAUUCCUCGAUGUCAAAGAAUAUAGUAUCAGAUACUGCUUUGGAAGAUAAGGUGACAGAAUCACUUAAUGCUCCAGAAAAAUCAUCAGUACGUACAAAGCGAUCUACAGCCGAUGACACAGAUAAAGACAAAGAAGAAGAGGAACGUUUGUGGCAAGCAAAUCGCAGGACUCGACCUUCGCACCGUAAGACGAGAGAGGAUUGUAGCCUAAGGCGGGCUUGCAAUGCCGGAAGGCUUCUUUCUCGGCUACCAUCUGUACAGGACAUCACCAUGCAACUGAAAGCCUAUGGCAAUGAACCGCACUGGGAUGCGCUACUAUGGGGUAUGACCAAAAAAAGAUGCUCUAGAAUCUUCUGCAAGCGCCAGAGGUCCCCUAAAGGUACCAAACAUCACUGGGACGAGCCAGAGAAGCGCUUCCAUAGAAAAGGUACCACAUCCUUUCGAAGUUCCAGGUUAAGAUACGACGAAAGUGACCUCACCACCAUUUUUCCGGUUUAGAAUUGUGGGGAAAAAAAAAAAGGAGCUGAAAGGGUCAGUAAGAACUGUCGACAGCAUCACAAAGGAUUUCACGAACUUCGGUUACAAGUUAUCUGCCGUAAAUGACUGACGUACUCGUAUCCCAGUGGUACCAUUUAGCCGGCUAAUGGCAAAAAAAUGAUCCUUUUUGUGCGGCAUUUCCUUCCUUUUCCGGUUGCAAAAAAAGGUUUCAAACUGGUUUUCGAGAUGGUUUUAUUUUUGGAAUGAAGCAUACGAGACCACAUGUAAAUGCUAAUUAGUGCUGCAUAACCUGACAAUGAACAUCCAGAACUGUAACGCCCUUCUUUCUGGCACAGUGAGAUAGAGACCUGGAAAUGGAAAAGUCUCAUUCUUUUAUACUCACUAAAUAUCUUAUUCAUAGCAUUUACAAAUUUUUGUUGCUUAAGGCUUUUUUAAAUAGAGCAUUAAAAGAACGACCAUGAAAUAUGAUAAAACUAUUUUUAAUUGAAUCCUGGUAUCAUCUUAGGAGAAAAACUAUGUUUCAGGUUGAAAAAUGAUUAACUUGUUUUAAAUUGUUAACUUGUUAAAAAUGAUUAACUAGUCUCCAGAAGACUGCCAUAAGACCAUUGUUUCUUUUAUAAAAAAUAUUUUGAAUUUAAACAAAAAUAUUUAACCAGUUAAGUGCAUUCGACGUAUAUACACGUCAUUCCAAAUUUUCAUUUUGCUGCGGUCGACGCGCAAUUUUUAUCUAAUAGAAAUGAAAUCAUAUUGGGUUUACUCUGAUAUUUUCCGCAAAAUUUAUUAUGCAACCGUUACUACUGCUUUCGAUGUGUAUACACAUCCUUCCUUGAUUUUGAUUACAAACAGCGUGAAGACUUUUAAAAAAUAAAUUCCGCAAUUAACUGGUUAAAGCAAUGUAUAACUUCGCAGGAUUGGUGUGGUAUCAUAAUUUUUUGUGAUUAAAUUUCAGUCGAAUCACUGAUGACAUUAUGAUUGUAAAAUAAUUAAAUUUAUUAAUUUAAUAAAUGAAUAAAUACUGCUUAAUCUAUACUAAUCAGAUUAGGAAUCUUGCCGUUGAGAAAAAUAAAUUCCGCAUUUAACUAGUUAAAGCAAUGCAAAACUUUGCAGGAGUGGUAUGAUAUAUAAUGAUUCUCUUGUGACAAAAUUUCAGACGAAGCACUAAUGACUUAUGGAUGAUAAAUGUUCAAUUAAAUAAAUGAAUACAAAUACUGCUUAAUCUAUACUAAUCAGACUAUGAAUCUGGCUGUUGAGAUUUAAUAUUUAAAAUCUUUUAAGUUGUUAAAGUAAAGAAUGGCGUAUUGCUCUUAUAAUACUCAAUAAGUUCUCUAGCAACUAAAUCAUUUAAGAUUUAUAUACAGAAAAAAGUACUAGGAUUUGUUUAAUAAUAAAUGCAUUAAACCUUUACAAAUAGGUCACAUAUCUAAUAAAAAUACGUUUGUUUAAAGAAAAAUACCUGUUAGAUCAGUAGUGACUAUAUAGAACCAGGAAAGUUAAAUCUUUGUUCAUUUUAAGCUUAUAAAUUUUACUUUAGUAAGGUAGUAAAGGAACAAACUUCUCAUCUGUAUUCCAUAAAUAUGCGCACCAUAAAUUCUCAAAUUCCUUUCCUGUUCCAAAUUAGAUAUUUACUUUCUUAAGUCACUUUCCUUUUGAUACAAAUAAUAUAGAGCAUUAACCUCGGGAACCUUUAGCUUUAUUCAUAUGUAAACACACUUUUACCUUUUAAAUCGAGCCUCCGAGGACAUGGCCUUAUUUUCAGAUAACCAAAGGUCUGAAUUGCAGAUAAAGGUCAUUGAAUGUUCCUAGUUCUACGGUGUUUUCAUUUCUUUGUAUAUAUUUGUAAGUAUUUUCAUAUGUAAAUAUCAGUCAUUCGAUCAUUUAUUAUUUAUUGUUUGGCACGUGGAUUAAUCGAAAACACCUUGUAGUUCGAUGAACGACAUCAAUGAAUAAAAGUAAAGGGAAACAUCUUUCAUGGUUUUUCAGAAAAUUUAUAACUUGAUUUUCGAUAUUUGAUUAAAUAAAAAUAACUUUGCGAUUGAAAUUAUGCAUAUUACAAAAAGGAGAAUUUAGUUUCGUUAGAUUAAAGUCCCAUUUUAAAGCAAAACAAGGGCUAUUUUAGGAUGGUACCAGUAAUUUUGAACCGCGGUCAGAUGAUGAGGAUAACACCUAAGCUAGUACUCCGCCCUCCAAACUUUUACACCAUACCAUACCAUACCAACAGCAGGACGUUUGGCCCCCGUGGAAUUAGCUUAUACCAAACCGGCUUACACAACGAUUCUUCGGUGGAAGCGGGUAUCGAGCAUGAAAUCCUCCGGUUCCGAAGCCGAGACCUUACCACCAGGCCACCGUAGCCCAAGAGAAUAGCUUAAUAAAUAUGAAGGCUUAAACUUUCUAACUGUAUGUCUUGUUGGAUGGUUGAAUCUUUGUUACCAUUUAGCUGAUGAAACAUUCUAUAUUUUGAACUUAAACAUCCAUAAAUUGUAUUUUAAAUAAGUAAAAAUUCAUAGAUGGUUAAAAUACGUUUGUAUAAGUUUUUCGAAUUGUAAUUGAAAAGGUGUACGAAUGUAUGAAUAACCAUUUUUAAAUUCUGUACAAAUGCGUGUAAAAUUAUUAUUUGUAUGUAGAUUCUUUGAAUUUAAAGUGUUUUUUUUUUAAGAAUUUUUAUUAAGAUAUCUUUUUGUUUUCUUAGAAUUUAUACAAAUGUAUUCAGAGUAACUAUUUUUUAUUGCACUUUUUCCGGAGGUUAUUUUCAUCUUUUAUUGAUUAAACAAUGUAUAUCUGAUUGUGUUUGAAGUUUUGCUCAUGAAUUGCUCUACCAAGUGCUGAAAUAACAUAUCACUAUUUU